AUGAAUUUUGAACCGGCACCUUUCACCACCUUGCAGUACUACCCUGAUCCCUGCAUCCAGCGGUUUGUAGAAACUCCGAGCCACUUCUCCUGGAAGGAGAGUUACUACCGGUCGGCCAUGUCCCACGGCUCGCAGCCCAGGGAAUUCCUCAGCCCAGAGGUGCUCCAGCAUAUCUGGGACUUCCUGGAACAGCCAAUAUGCUCGGUUCAGCCGAUCGAUCUGAACUUCAUUGAUGGCCCAUCUGAAAAUGGCCCUACAAACAAAAUAGAGAUUAGCAUGGACUGUGUUCGGGUGCAGGACACGGAGCUGAAUGACCCAAUGUGGCCGCAGUACACGAACCUGGGGCUCCUGAACAGCAUGGACCAGCAGAUCCAGAAUGGCUCUUCCUCCACCAGCCCCUACAACACGGAGCACGCGCAGAACAGUGUCACGGCCCCCUCACCUUACGCCCAGCCCAGCUCAACUUUUGAUGCCCUCUCGCCCUCCCCAGCCAUCCCUUCCAACACAGACUACCCAGGACCUCACAGCUUCGAUGUAUCAUUUCAACAGUCCAGCACAGCAAAGUCAGCAACGUGGACGUAUUCCACUGAACUGAAAAAGCUGUACUGCCAGAUCGCCAAGACAUGUCCCAUCCAGAUCAAAGUGAUGACCCCGCCGCCCCAGGGAGCCGUCAUCAGGGCUAUGCCAGUCUACAAGAAAGCUGAGCAUGUCACCGAAGUGGUCAAACGCUGCCCGAACCACGAGCUGAGCCGGGAGUUCAACGAGGGGCAGAUUGCGCCUCCCAGCCACUUGAUCAGGGUGGAAGGGAACAGCCAUGCCCAGUAUGUAGAAGACCCCAUCACCGGGAGGCAGAGUGUGCUGGUCCCCUACGAGCCGCCCCAGGUUGGUACGGAGUUCACAACAGUCUUGUACAACUUCAUGUGUAACAGUAGCUGCGUGGGAGGGAUGAACCGUCGCCCGAUCCUCAUCAUUGUGACACUGGAAACCAGAGAUGGGCAAGUCUUGGGCCGCCGAUGUUUCGAAGCCCGCAUUUGCGCUUGCCCAGGCAGAGAUCGCAAAGCAGACGAGGACAGCAUCCGCAAGCAGCAAGUCUCCGACAGCACAAAGAAUGGUGAUGGUACGAAACGCCCUUUUCGACAAGGAACUCAUGGCAUACAGAUGACAUCUAUCAAAAAAAGACGUUCCCCAGAUGAUGAGCUCUUAUACUUGCCGGUGAGGGGACGGGAGACGUAUGAAAUGCUACUAAAGAUCAAAGAGUCCCUGGAACUGAUGCAGUACCUUCCCCAGCACACGAUUGAGACCUACCGGCAGCAGCAGCAGCAGCAGCACCAGCACUUGCUCCAGAAGCAGACCUCCAUGCAGUCGCAGUCUUCCUAUGGCUCCAACUCUCCACCGCUCAGCAAAAUGAACAGCAUGAACAAGCUGCCCUCGGUCAGCCAGCUAAUCAACCCCCAGCAGCGCAAUGCCUUGACCCCAACCACCAUCCCCGACGGCAUGGGAACCAACAUUCCCAUGAUGGGCACCCACAUGGCCAUGACCGGAGACAUGAAUGGCCUCAGCCCCACGCAGGCGCUGCCUCCUCCCCUCUCCAUGCCUUCAACGUCCCACUGCACCCCUCCUCCUCCGUACCCCACAGACUGCAGCAUCGUCAGCUUCUUAGCGAGGUUGGGCUGCUCAUCCUGUGUGGAUUAUUUCACGACCCAGGGGCUGACCACCAUCUAUCAGAUUGAGCAUUACUCCAUGGAUGAUCUGGUGAGCCUCAAGAUCCCGGAGCAGUUCCGCCAUGCCAUCUGGAAGGGCAUCCUGGACCACCGGCAGCUCCAUGACUUCUCCUCCCCUCCCCACCUCCUGCGCACCCCCAGCGGCGCCUCCACCGUCAGCGUGGGCUCCAGCGAAACCCGGGGGGAGCGGGUCAUCGAUGCGGUCCGCUUCACGCUCCGGCAGACCAUUUCCUUCCCGCCCCGCGACGAGUGGAACGACUUCAACUUCGACAUGGAUGCCCGGCGCAACAAACAGCAACGCAUCAAGGAGGAAGGAGAGUGA
Messenger RNA from Pygoscelis adeliae (Adelie penguin), 2043 nucleotides. RefSeq names its product tumor protein p63 (gene TP63). The record is from RefSeq and is a predicted model, not a curated record. Gene Ontology annotation, molecular function: protein binding; DNA-binding transcription factor activity, RNA polymerase II-specific; RNA polymerase II cis-regulatory region sequence-specific DNA binding. Gene Ontology annotation, biological process: protein tetramerization; regulation of transcription by RNA polymerase II; apoptotic process. Bases 1 to 2043 code for a protein of 680 amino acids. Gene Ontology annotation, cellular component: nucleus. NCBI's taxonomy places the organism in Eukaryota, Metazoa, Chordata, Aves, Sphenisciformes, Spheniscidae. The transcript has 14 exons.